Messenger RNA from Cryptococcus amylolentus CBS 6039, 1932 nucleotides. RefSeq lists its product as hypothetical. Lineage: Eukaryota; Fungi; Basidiomycota; Tremellomycetes; Tremellales; Cryptococcaceae. Bases 1 to 1932 code for a protein of 643 amino acids. Gene Ontology annotation, biological process: peroxisome organization. The transcript is spliced from 3 exons. Gene Ontology annotation, cellular component: peroxisomal membrane. The record is from RefSeq and is a predicted model, not a curated record.
AUGCCCCCACCGCCACUCCCGUCCCCCACCACCCAGCUCCAGUCCCACGACCUCGUCGCAUCCCUCCCCGCCCCAUACCUCAGGCUCCUAGUCCUCUUCGCCCGCCCAAUCAAAGCAGCAAGGCAUGCCCUCGAGGUACUCCUCUGGACACCCGGCAGGAGAGUCGAGAGCUGGAUGGUCGUCGCCGCAUGGUGGGCACUCUGUCUAGGCUCGCAGCCCGCCUUCCGGUAUCUGUUGCCGCCUCUUCUCUUCCUGCCGCUGAUACCCUUGACCACUCUGCGCCUAAAGCAGGGAGGAAAGAAGCUUCCGGACAACACCCCCUCUUCCCCUUCCACACCCGACACUCUUCUCCUCACAUUGGCUGACAUCAACGCGGUCUACGCUCUGAUGCCCGCAUCGCCUCUGCCAGCGACAUCAGACAUCUACGCCCGUUUUAGGCAGCUCGGUGUCGUGCGUCUCGUUAGAGGUCUGGUUGUCAUCUGGGGGACGUGGCUCGUGCUAGGCCAGUUUGUCUUUGGUUACAGGACGCUCUUGGCGCUGCUCGGUAGCAUCGCUCUUCUCUUGCCUUCGCCUCCUUUGGCCCACCUCAUCACGCUGUUGUCAAACUCGCUGUUCUUUAGGCAGCUGCUGGCAUUGGCGUUCCUCUUUACGUUCGGGUCACCUCCCGAGACGUCGUACCGCUUCAAACUCAACUUUUCGCUUUGGGGCUGGCUCAAGUCCAAGUGGACCGCUUCACGUCGGCCAUCAUCCACCUUUUCUUUCCGAAAGCCGGCCGAGAAAAGCAGCAUUCACGUUGACAAGAAGGAAGAACAAGAGGAUGAUAGUGUCAAGGUGGAAGACCCCAUCUAUUUUCGCUUCGAGAUUCACGAGAAUCAGCGAUGGUGGAUGGGCCUCGACUGGACGUCGGCUCUUCUUCCUCAAGAGCGUCCCAGCUGGUGUGACUCGCAUGUCCUCCCAGUAUCGCCGCCUUCCUCAUUCACCCUCCCUGCGCCGGUUUCCAUCGUCAUCAAUACAGCCACCAUGACGAACAGGUAUGCCCGUAUCAGACGAUCGGCAGAGUGGAAGUGGCUGGAUGACGACUGGUCCAUCGUGCGAGCUGGCCCGGGGCUUUCUAAUGUUGAAAACAAAGCUCCUUCUGCUCCCAUACCUCGUGACCUGGAUACCGAAACAGACGAUGCGGCCGCUCAGCCGACAGCCCAGAAUGCCCACCCUUCAUCAUUCAUCAGUGGCUUUGGCACCUCGCCGACGGCCCAGUCCGACGAUGCUCCCUUCUCUCCUACUCGGGCCCAAUCCAUGGCUGAGCAAGCCUUCGCCAAGGGCCUCGAGAAGCUCAAGGGCAGAGCAGUCAGUUCGGGGACGCCUGGUGCUGCUGUCAAUAGUUCACCGAGGAAGAGUGGGGAAUUGUUGAGGGAUCGAAAGGGGAGUCAUGAUACUGUGAUUCAAGACGAUGCGGCGUCAAUAACGGCGCCAACCGUGGCGGGUGGUGCAGGGAACCUGCCAACAGAGACUGUACCGGAAACGGAUACGGCGACGGACAAUGACGGUUGGGUAUAUGGCGACAACAAGUGGGAGAACGUGGGUCCCAAGGGUGGCUUGGGCAAGUUUACCAGAAGACGGAGAUGGCAACGACGAGCAGUCUGCAUCGAGACUAUCCGCAGAUUGAAACCUACCGAUGAACCCGCCAUCGUCAUCCCUUCUCCUGGGCCCGAGUCUGAAGUAGCCACUCCUACAGCCCACACACCUGUCCCCCUGUCUCCCCUCAAAUCCAAACCUGUUGUCGCUGUAUCAGAAGCGCCUAAGGCCGAAGAUGCAGGGGUUACUUCAUCAAAGUCACACGUCGACAACGGGGGUACGAGCUCGACGGCUAAUAUUUCGAGGGAUGAAGUCCUGAGGCAGCGAUUAAAGAAGGCUAUGGGUAAUGCGGGGGCUUGA